This is a messenger RNA of Lemur catta (Ring-tailed lemur), 2318 nucleotides long. RefSeq lists its product as uncharacterized. The record is from RefSeq and is a predicted model, not a curated record. The transcript has 13 exons. The coding region runs from base 927 to 1691 and encodes 254 amino acids. NCBI's taxonomy places the organism in Eukaryota, Metazoa, Chordata, Mammalia, Primates, Lemuridae.
CAUCAUAUAAUCCUCUAAUUAUUUAGGUAUUCUUUAUUUUCUUCCCAACAACGUUGUAUGAUUUCCAGUGUAGAGAUCUUGCACCUCUCUUACUAGAUAUAUUCCUUGGUGUUUUUUGGUUUGGGCACUAUUUUAAAUGCUCUUUUCAAAAGUUUAUUUUCUAAUUGUUUAUUGUCAGUAUAUAGAGUGCAGUUGAGUUUGGGUGGCAGUUUAUUUAAUUGUGAUAAAAUAUACCUAACAGAAAAUUUUCCACUUUAACCAUUUUUAGGUGUAUAGUUCAGUGACAUUAAGUACAUUCACACUAUUGUACAACCACCAUUGAUUUUUCAUAUCAACUGUAUUGAGAUGUAACUUAUAUGUGUUUAAAAUUCACCACAUUUAGGUGUACACUUCAAGAAGUUUUGAUACAUAUGUCCACAUCUAGAACAUUUCAAACGCCCCCCAAGGGUCACAUAUUUCCCUUUACAUGUGAAGAAACAGAGACCCUAAAAGUUAAGCAAAUUGCCUAAGGAAAUGUUGGUAGGGAGGUGCAGUGUCUUGUCUGGAGCCAAGCUGCCACCUUCUGAUUCUUAAGCAUUAUUCUUUGCAUGUCUUCACCAUCCAUGAUGAAAUACCCUGAAAAAAAUAACCACGUCCAGCAGAAGAGAAACACCCCUUCUUUAUUCCUUACAGAAACAUCAGCAGCCAUGGGUACCUCAUUGUCACUAAAGUACUGCCCAGCAACCAUGCAUCCCUCAUCCCCUGUAGAGGACUCCACAACAUCCUCUAGAAGGGACUCAGCAUGGCGUAUGCCCACUGCAUCCAAGAACACCUUUGAGGGGUCCCUGCAAAGAGCUGGUAAGGUUUUUGCAGAAGAUAUGCUGGGCACUCUGAAGGCCCUCAAAAUCAAGAUGCAGAACAAGGAGUUGGCCAAUGGGUAGUGCCAGAUGGUGGCAGAUAUAACCAUCUUAUAUCUGAAAAGAAUGAAGCCACAGGGAGAACUGGAGGGUGCAUGUACAUCACUCCUGGCUCUGGGGUAUCACAGCAUAGAAAUGAUCAUCCAUAUGCUGUUCUAUGACGUCGAGGCAGACAGAAUGCCCCCAAGGAGCCUGCUGCUGGCACCUGAGCAACUCAGUCUGCACCCAGGCAUAGAGAAUUACCGGGAUGCCACGUGGGCCCGUAUCCUGAGCCUGCUGAGGAAGAGUGACAAGGAGAAGGACAUGCUGUUGCUGUGUCAGGUGCUCCAUGGACUGGCCACCAGUGCCCAGGCUGUCCUGGACGAUGCCUCUCUGCAGGAGGGAGCGAUGACCAGAGCGUUCAUCAAAGUGGCCACCAAGGCUGACAAAACCCUCCAGGUUUUCUUCCGCCAUCAGCCCCUGGCCAGCAAAAGCCAGGUGGCAGAGAAAGCUCUAGAGACCACUGGCCACCUCUGCUGUCUCCUGCAACUCUCAGAACGUGAGAGGCUGGUGUACUCGUUAACUGGAUGGUUAACGACGUUGACAACCACACCAGUGAGGCCGCUCUACAUCUGCAAGAAACUCAGUUGUGCCCUGAAGGUUGUCAAGUUGGUAUUGGCAGCAGCAGUCAGGGGAGUGGUGUCCCAUGCAGAUGACCUCCACUUCUGGGACCUUCUUCCCAGCUCCACGUCUUUCUACACUUGGGUCAUGGACCUGAUAAGCUCCUCUGUCACCCAUCGGUGGCCCAGAGCCUGAUGCACAAAUCUCUGGGUAUUGUCACCCAGUGGGUCAAUGACCCCAAUGUCAGCAUGGUGGGAAUCGGCCUGCGGGGCAUCAGCAACCUGGCCCUGCCCCCAGGACAGGUCCACGAGGGCGAAUACCAGCUGGUGGGGCAGUGACUGUCCCAGAGCCUUGAGUUCCUGGAGAGCCCACAGACCUCCCUCAGGCAGCUGCCCUCAAUUUCAUAGGAUACACACUGAGAAACAUUGACGUGAGCCGCGUCCGUGAGGAGGACGUGCAGGUGAUCAGGACUGCACCUGAAUAUAUUCUAUCAGCUUUGACAUGCAAGUAUACUUCCAGGGACACACAGAAAAGAGUUGGAGAAUCCUGUGAACCAAACUGCAUUAAAGGCCACUGUUGAUGGAAAAGAAAUGGUUACCAUGAAGAAACUUGAUUUUUCCAAAGACAGAAUUCUAAUGGCCCUGGCGUUGGCGCGAGAUCUAAAUGGUGGAAGCGGCGGUUCCAGCCGCUCCCUGAGGCGUCCUGAGCCUGGCCGGGUCUCUUCUCUUGCUGGCCUGGUCUCCGCGGCAGCCAGCAGGCGACAGGCAUCGAGAAGGAGGCCUGAAGCCUGUGGAUGGACACUGCGGUGCUGAAGAGGCCAGA